Messenger RNA from Myxocyprinus asiaticus (Chinese sucker), 4421 nucleotides. Its product is annotated as alpha-1A adrenergic receptor-like. The record is from RefSeq and is a predicted model, not a curated record. Gene Ontology annotation, cellular component: membrane. Lineage: Eukaryota; Metazoa; Chordata; Actinopteri; Cypriniformes; Catostomidae. The coding region runs from base 1166 to 2632 and encodes 488 amino acids. Gene Ontology annotation, biological process: cell-cell signaling; positive regulation of cytosolic calcium ion concentration; phospholipase C-activating G protein-coupled receptor signaling pathway. The transcript has 3 exons. Gene Ontology annotation, molecular function: alpha1-adrenergic receptor activity.
GUCACCCUCCUCAGAGAAAUACUGAUGAGGAGCGUUCCGCGCAUAUAUCUGUGUCUAAACACAGAUCUGCACUUGACUCGCUGAAUUUAGCCGCUGCUGUUUCCAGCGGUGACAAGAGACUUUCGCGCAAGGAUGAACCGAAGACGCGCGGCGGUUCCAUCUAUACAAACACAUCGGGAUUGAGAUCUUACCUUCAUUAACACGCAACUGAGAGUUAAUCAGUCUUCAAACAAAACCAGCAUGGAGGACCAAAAGUACCUUGACUGAAGCUGUUCAAUAAAUUUGCAUGACGCACCAACAGCUGCUCUCCAGCCAAAACAAUAUCUGCUCAGCGCAUGCCAAAGUGCUUUUAGCUUUGCCCUUAUUAUCCGGCUUUUCAACCUCUACAUCAGUGACAUCAAUUAGUGCUGUGCAGACCUUCAGUGCUGAGGUGUGCAUCAAUGACUUAACUGAUGAAAGAAAUCAUAGCUUGACCGUCAGCACCAUGUGCACAUCUUCCAACAACCACAGGUGUUUGCUGAAAAACUGGAAGCUGUUGUUUAAAGAAUCAGAUAAAAAAAUUAACAGAUAAAUCUGUGGAGAGAGUAACAGUUAUAGAGAGUGAUUGGAGCUGUUAACACCUGUGCACAUCUGCAUCAGCAAUGCAUUCGUGCCUAUCUAAGACAGAUCAUCUGUACUGACAGUGUGCCAAAGCCUGAAAUUAAAGGAACUCGCUUCUAAACUACAGUCUCCUCUUGUACCUUAAUGGAUCGCAUAAAUUACACAGAUGUGCUGUUCUGUCGUUGUGAUUGUAUGAUCUAAAUCACCAGCUGCACAUGGUUAUGAACACGGGAAAACAAUCUCUUGGAAUUUAUGACUUUUCAUGAAAGAAUAAUCUGACUCUCUCGGCAGUGCAAUAUGUUUUGUUCCCCUUGUUUAUUUAUUCACCCGCAGCAAUUUUCCAUGAACAGAUCAUUAAAAGCCCAUCUAGGGCCUUGAGAGACACAACAGGUUAAAUAUCAUUACGUUCCUUAACAGCAGAUAGACACCCCAAUGGAAAUGUCCCAAUGUCCUUGCACCACAGCCAAUACAAGAGCAGCAUUUUGCAUCUGGAAAAAAUCCAAAAAGGUACAAACUGAACUGAGGUCUCUAGAUGCCAUGUGGCCAACCAUGAAAACUUCUUUAAAUGCCCAGGUGUCUUGAACAAAUGGUUCCCCUCAAAGACAACAUGACCCCUGAGUCUUUUGUCGAAAACUGUACCAACUGCAGCCAUGCUCUCGUUCCAGAGUUAAACGUCAUGAAGGCUGCCGUUUUGGGCAUGGUGUUGGCGGUCUUCAUUAUUUUUGGAGUUCUAGGCAACAUCCUGGUCAUCCUGUCCGUGGCUUGCCACCGUAACCUACGCACAGUUACCCACUACUUCAUCGUCAACUUGGCAGUAGCGGAUCUUCUCCUAAGUUCAACGGUUCUUCCAUUCUCUGCCGUCUUUGAGAUACUGGGUCGUUGGGUCUUUGGACGACCCUUUUGUGAUGUUUGGGCGGCGAUGGAUGUUUUGUGCUGCACAGCAUCCAUCAUGAGUUUGUGUGUAAUAUCGGUUGACCGGUACAUUGGUGUAAGCUAUCCACUGCAGUACCCUUCAAUUGUAACAGAGCGACGGGCAUUGCUAGCGCUUGUUGUGUUAUGGGUUCUGUCCAUCACCAUUUCCAUUGGGCCUCUCUUCGGCUGGAAGGAACCUGCGCCCGAGGAUGAGACCAUUUGCAAGAUAACUGAGGAACCAGGCUAUGCCAUCUUCUCUGCACUGGGAUCCUUCUACCUCCCCCUGGCAGUGAUCCUGUCCAUGUACUGUCGUGUGUAUGUGGUCGCUAAAAGGGAGACGCGUGGACUAAUUAGCGGACAGAAGACGGAAAAGUCUGACCAAGCCUCUGAGGGUGUAACCUUGCGGAUACACCGUGGUCACACGACAGUAUCCGAGGAUGAGGCAUUGCGAAACCGGACACACUUCACACUGCGUCUGCUCAAGUUCUCCCGUGAAAAAAAGGCUGCUAAGACUUUGGGAAUCGUGGUUGGGUGCUUCAUCCUUUGUUGGCUUCCAUUUUUCCUGGUUCUUCCUAUUGGUUCCAUCUUCCCGACAUACAGGCCUUCGGAUACCGUCUUCAAGAUAACGUUUUGGCUCGGCUACUUCAACAGCUGCAUCAACCCCAUCAUCUACCCCUGCUCCAGUCAGGAGUUUAAGAAAGCUUUCCUGAGCGUGUUGGGCGCUCACUGCCUCCGCAAGAGAUCCACGCCCACCCACCCGCUUUACCAGGGUCACAGUCCACGGCAUGCCCAGUCGCAACUCCUCGCCCUCGGCCUGACGAGCCACGAAAAUGCUUCCCAUCUGAGUCCCUCAUCUUCCAUCGCACUAUCCCGCAGCCCUUCCUCCAGGGACGGGCAUGAGUGGCAGGCCCCUUCUCGAGCUUCCUCUGCGGGAACGACAGGGGUCGGUGCCGGUGUGAGUGUGGGAGCGAAAGUGGCGAGAAUGUGCGGUAAGAACCUGCUGAGGACCUGUUGCUGUGUGAGAACGGAAUCGCCACAACCCGAGCCGCCCACACACAACUCGCUUCCUGUCAUCAAAAUCCAUCAGCUCUCGCUGUGCAAGGACGGGGAUGCGGUGUGAAUGAGCUCGGUGGGGAAAUCACUUUGAAGAGGCUCAUGCUGUGUGUGAUGCUGUUUUGCGACUUGAAGGAGUCGCAGAUUUGAAGACACAAACGGAUGAACAAAGACAAGCCACUUCAGACUGGAACAUCGGAAAUGGCUGCAAUACUGUCAGCUGUGUUGAUGCUUAUUAAAGGAGUUGUGAAAAUGGUUAUGAAAAUUUAUAUUCUGUCAAUAUUUACUCACCCUCAUGUCUUUCCAAACCCACGUAUACAAUGACAAUUUAUAGACCAUGGGUAGUCAAGCUCCAUAAAAAACAACAACAACAACAUCAACAAGUACAACAGUAUAUUUCUUCUUAAGCCAUACAAAAAAUUGUAAGAGGAACACAUUGAAAUUUAGUUCAUUAAUUAUUAUUUUCAUUAGUUCAUAUACAUUUUGUUCUGUUCACAAUGCAAUGCUAUUGUAUAGCUUCAGAAGACUUAGAAUUUAGCGCAAGAGUCAAAAUGACAACUUAUAUGGUGAUAAAGCUUGACAGCUGUGUUCACUAUGAACUACAUGGGAGUGAGUAAAUAAUGACAACUAUUUCCUUAAAAGGUUGCGUUUUAAAAUUACAAGUAGACAACAUUGUGCAUGAAUAAGGGUGAUUUUCAUUAAACUUGUCAAGAAAAUGUCAACUUUUACUCCUAGAUAAUUUUUUUGCAUCUAGAUAAUUAUGCCUUCUAUUAGGGCCAUUAAUAUUUAUACAUUGUGACAUUAUUUUCAUGACAGUUGCACACAUUUUACCCCCAAAUUCUCAUGACCGCAAUGUGAAAAAAAGAUGGUCAUUAUGAUAUUUUCAUUACUGUAAUGUGAAAAAUAUUAUGUAUUUUUUAAAUUGUAAAGUAUUUAGGCACUCUCUUGGUACUGCCUUUCAUCUUGGCUGAUUUUAAUUAAAAAAUGAUUAAACAACAACAGUGUUAGCGUUAUGGUUAUGAGAAUUGUCAUUAUUGAAACCGUCCGGGCACGUUACGGUAUUGAGAAUUGGGGGUAAAAUGUGCUUAAGUGCCCUGAAAAUAAUGUCACAAUGCAAAUGUUUUUUUUUUUAUAAAAUCUUAAUCGUCUUUAGAAUUUUCUUUUAUGCUAAAUAUAACUUUUUUAUAUAUUAAAUUUUGGGGUUAAAUUUGACCAGGACAUUUUCUGGACAUGUUUCAUGAGAAUCACCCUUAAAUACCAGCAAUUAUUUUUAUUGACAGGAAUUUAAUUGAAGCCUUCCCAUUUUAGGAAAAAAAAAAAAAACGAUGACUGAGAAGUGUUUGUAAAAAUGAGAAAUUAUAUUUUUGACUGUUCUUUAUUGCACUAAAGUAAAUUGUCAUGGGUUGUUUGUGUUCAGUAUGAUUGAAAAAGACUUUCUGUUACAGAAAACCUAUUUCUCCUUCAUAUUUGUAAACAUAACACAGAAGAAACCUUCUUAAACAGGGAAUUCAUCCUCCGUUAGACUCAUAUAUUCAGAGCACCUCUGCCACACCAAAAAUAUUUCCACAUGAACUCUAGAUACGGCGUGAAUAUCAAUGCAAAAUCAUGGAUUUCACUGUGGGAUCAACUUUCUCAACUCUCAAAACAAAUGUCCUUAUAAUAUGAAUGCUGGACCUUAAACAUAGCAAACUGUAUGAUGAUAACCUCAAAGUGACCAACUUCCUUUUAUUAUUUUCCUUAAAUGCCUUAUAGCAAGUGGCACUUCUGUUGUUGUGGUUAUUGUUUCUCAAAUGAAAGAAAAUCAGCUCAACACUAUGUGGUUCCUGUAUGGAUAAUAUACAAUAAAUCCUACUUUA